This is a messenger RNA of Daktulosphaira vitifoliae (grape phylloxera), 705 nucleotides long. RefSeq names its product heat shock 70 kDa protein cognate 4-like. Gene Ontology annotation, biological process: protein refolding; cellular response to unfolded protein; vesicle-mediated transport. The annotation marks the transcript as partial. The transcript has a single exon. Gene Ontology annotation, cellular component: cytoplasm; plasma membrane; cytosol. Gene Ontology annotation, molecular function: heat shock protein binding; ATP binding; ATP-dependent protein folding chaperone. The record is from RefSeq and is a predicted model, not a curated record. NCBI's taxonomy places the organism in Eukaryota, Metazoa, Arthropoda, Insecta, Hemiptera, Phylloxeridae.
UACUUCAAUGACUCUCAGCGUCAAGCCACUAAAGAUUCUGGUACUAUUGCUGGCUUAAACGUUAUGCGUAUUAUUAAUGAACCUACAGCGGCUGCCAUUGCAUAUGGUUUAGACAAAAAGACAUCUGGAGAACGCAAUGUACUCAUCUUUGAUUUAGGUGGUGGUACUUUUGAUGUAUCCAUCUUGACCAUUGAAGAUGGUAUUUUUGAAGUAAAAUCUACUGCUGGUGAUACUCAUUUGGGUGGUGAAGAUUUUGAUAACAGGAUGGUAAAUCACUUUGUUCAAGAAUUCAAACGCAAGUACAAGAAGGAUGUCACUACUAACAAGAGAGCUUUGAGACGUUUAAGAACAGCUUGUGAAAGAGCAAAAAGAACUCUGUCAUCAUCCACUCAAGCCAGCAUUGAAAUUGACUCAUUGUUUGAGGGUAUUGAUUUUUACACAUCCAUCACUCGUGCCCGUUUUGAAGAGUUGAAUGCUGACCUCUUCAGAAGUACUAUGGAACCAGUUGAGAAAUCUUUAAGAGAUGCUAAGAUCGAUAAAUCAGCAAUCAAUGACAUUGUUCUUGUUGGGGGUUCUACUCGUAUUCCAAAAGUACAAAAAUUAUUGCAAGAUUUCUUUAACGGUAAAGAAUUGAACAAGUCUAUCAACCCAGAUGAAGCUGUUGCUUAUGGAGCUGCUGUACAAGCUGCAAUUUUGCACGGAGAU